GCUGAGAAUUAUCUUAGUAUACCCAUAGAUACUUAUCCCAAUCCUCUUUACAGCAUGUCAAAAGAAAAGCUCUUGAAAUUGACUGCUCCAGAGUUCAAGCAUCUAACUAGCAUAUCCCACAGAACCAAAGAGGAACAGGACCAAUACUGUCACAACAUUAUAGAGAUAACAUUCGAGACGAUUUUGGAAGACCCAGAGAAAGUUGCCCGUUUAUUGAAUAGUAUUAAAGAUACAGAGACAAAAUCAAUAUUGGUAGCUACAUUGUCUAAGGCUUUUUGCAACGACAAUAUCCAACUAUCUAUCUUGAACUAUAUUGUAGAUCCAACAUCCAAAAAGUUCAGAACAGGUUUCUUCAAAGUUCUCACCAACAUUUUGCAUUUGAAAGGAAAAACAACUGAAGAGAGAGGGGUCAUUCUCUUGAGCUAUUUACGGUUGUUGUCUUUAACGAAUAUCAUCAAUGCUGAACCUUUGAUCUUGACUACUAAUGUCUAUUCCAAGAUCAUAAACAGUAUUCCACCAUCGAAGUUCAGCGAACUCUACCUGUAUCUUUUUCAUGUAAAUAUCCAAACCACAUUGCUUGAGACGUUGAAAGUUCUUAGGAAAACCCUUUUGAGAGGCACUCAAUCAGACAGAUUUGUAGCCAGAACAGGCUGGAUCAAUCCCAAAUGGCACGAUCUUCUUACAACAUCAUUCUCAGAAAUCCACCAAAAGAAGAUGAUUAAUUUCUUCAGUAUUGAUGAUUUGAGAGAAAUCACUGAUAUAUCAGUCAGGGAAAAAGAUACGCCUACAGCAAGUUUGUACUUGAACUUAUUGGUUGCGAAAUUCGAACAGAAAUGCGCAUCUCAAACCCCUCUUCGUCUUGAUGAUUCCAACAGUUUGGAUGAUGUGCAGAUUGUAAUUCGAGUAAUAGUAAACUAUCUAAUGGCAUUUAAGGGAGCAAAGAGCUGUCUUCAGGUUCUAAAGUAUUGUAUCAAGAAUAAACUUGAAAUCGAGUUUCCACUCUUGCUUGUCAUAAUGAGAAACUUGAGACUCUCGGGUCAUUUCAAGGAGGCAUUGCUCUUGAUAAACAAUAUUCCACUUCAAAACCUCUCGUAUCAAGAUCGUCUGAGUUUGGUCCAAGAAGUCCUUAUGUUGAUUAAGUCCAGAUACCCUGGCACUCCCAAUGUUUUGAUUGGAUACACUGCUGCUAUGUUAGGUGGAUCUGUCGCAGGUGAGAAUAGUGGUCUAAAACUCUUGAACAAGCUUCAUUUGUUGGAAUUGACGUAUGGCUCCGGGGCUUUGGGCGAAAUGGCCAGCUUCGAAUCCAUACAAGAAGCUUCUAUAGACGACAAAUUGACAGGCUUUGAGUUCACAUCCAAUACUUUGGCCAAUGUCUAUGAAACUAUCUUGGAUUCGUAUGAUAGAGCAGACUUGACACCCAACUUCAUCAACAGCCUCUACGAUAUCUACAUUAAAGAGGUAUUGAAAUCAUUGGCUAAUGAGACACCCAUACAACCAUUUACAGCCGAGUCUAUGAAUGAUAGAGUGGUCAAUCAUCUAAUUUCGUAUUUGCUCAGAACUUCGCCUGGAGGUAGAGCCAAUUUCAAAAUUGAUUCUAAUUUAGAACGAUACGAAGUUGCCAAACGGAUCUUUACCGACUUUAUUGCUAAUGUAGAGUUGUCAAGAAAGGACAUCACCGUUUCAUUGAUUGACCUUUUGGUUCACACUUCCUUGGAAGUGCAUUCAGACUACAAUUUUGCAUCCAAAGUGGUGCGGUAUUCGAGAGAAAGGCACCUUCCGUUUACGUUCAAUCAAAUUUACCCAUUCAUAAUUCACCACUACAACAAGAAUGAGUAUAAGGUGGCAGAGUUGUGGUAUAAGCAGUUGACCAAUCUGGGUGCGAAAACUACUGCACCACCUGCUAAGAAUCUAUUCAGAAUAGCCAGAGAAUUGAAUUGGGACGUGAAUGGAUUUGCCUACCGUAGAAAGAACAUAGAGAAGAACUAUAAGAAAAGGGAAGAGCUUGCUAAGAUCCACGCAGACCCCAUUGUAUUUUUAGGAGAGAACGAUACCGAGGACGCCAUCACAGAGGAGUUGGUAAAUGGCAUUCAUGCUGAAAAAUCAGAUUCUAACUUCAGUGAAGAGUUGUCGGCAUUGUUGUAUUCUUCGGAAUUAUGA
Messenger RNA from Scheffersomyces stipitis CBS 6054, 2157 nucleotides. RefSeq lists its product as uncharacterized. The transcript has a single exon. Lineage: Eukaryota; Fungi; Ascomycota; Pichiomycetes; Serinales; Debaryomycetaceae. The record is from RefSeq and is a predicted model, not a curated record. The annotation marks the transcript as partial.